GUUCCGCUACACAGGCGCGCGUUCGAACAUCAGACAAAUAUUUGGACGUGUGUCAUGUCUUCAACAAUGACUACGUGCAGCUCAUAUUUUAAGUAAUAGCGCUUUUUGAACUCGUAUAAGAAGAUAUUAGACUUUUCAAUCACUAUUUUAGUAAUUUUAGAGAAUUUUUGUGGCUAAUAGAUUGUGUCGUCGAGAGAUUUGCCCCAGGCAUUCAAUAAAACCGAAUUCUUUGUGGUGUUGAGCGGUAUCGAGCUGACGCGAUGGAACUUUGUGUAGCUGCAGUGCUUUUGUCGUACUUCGCUCCAGCUUUGGCUUCCCAAAUGGAGGAAAUUCAUGAGCACGACAAGCCAUUUCAUUAUGAUUAUGAAUCCCUGAGGAUCGGUGGUCUGAUCUUUGCUGUGAUCCUCUUCUUGACGGGGAUCUUCCUCAUUAUCAGUCGGAAAUGCCGCUGCAAAGGGAACAAGUCCAAGCCACUGGGUCUCGACCCAGAGGCAGCCAGAGGUGCAAAAUAAAGUUAACCGAGGGAACCGAGAAAAAAGGUGACACUGCCUCCACUUUUGGAUUCAUUGUGAUGUUCUAUAGCCUGCAUAAAUGUUUACAACUUUGUAUCUCUGGUGUUUUUAAUGGAAAGAAUGGCUCCUUAAGGAGAAAUCUUAAUCAGAACUUUGACCAUUCAGAAGAAGAAAAAGUUGAGGAUUUAGUUCUUCUAGUGUUCACAAUUUUUUAAUCGUCUUUGUUUCCUAAAUAUGUGAGUAAAAAAGUUUUAAAAACGUUUAAAUAAAACCAUUGAUUCUCAGCUAGAACUACUUAUAAUGUUUAACUACCUUUGAUAGUCCUCCCCCCUCACCUUUUGUAAUGUUUUUUAUUUUUAUUUUGUCUCCCAGUGAAGUGCUCAGUAUAGCUAAAAGCAAAAAGUAGGCAUUUUAUAUAUUUUGUAAAUGGUCCAUUCUGAUUUUUUCAUGUUGCAGAAGUAACAAAUCUAACUGUAGGCCUACACUGUUGUUGAAAAAUAAAAUGAUUUUCACUGAAA
Molecule: messenger RNA, 1030 nt
Organism: Carassius gibelio (silver crucian carp)
Lineage: Eukaryota; Metazoa; Chordata; Actinopteri; Cypriniformes; Cyprinidae
Product: sodium/potassium-transporting ATPase subunit gamma
Exons: 8
Coding region: 261-512 (83 amino acids)
Biological process (GO): regulation of sodium ion transmembrane transporter activity
Cellular component (GO): membrane
Molecular function (GO): sodium channel regulator activity
Source: RefSeq, a predicted model, not a curated record